UCGUACUAUGCGGAUUCCUUUGUGGCAUUGUUAGCCACCGUGCUAUGCUAAAACCCUAACUGAGCUCUGUACUGGCUAGCAAGCAUAACUUACCGGCAAAUAUUUUCUAUAAUUGUUCUGUGAUACCGUCGUCAGCUGUCCUGCAAAAUUAAGGACCGAUUACAAUUUCCCUCAAAAUUCCCAAAGAAAUCAUUAUCCAGUUCUAUGUUCAGUACAAUACAUGAGCUAACUAACCUAGCUAUAGAAGGAUGGAUUCAAAGAGAGACAUGAAAGAUCAAGAAUCAGAAAGAGUCUCCAAGGUGACGGCUGUGCUACUGAAGUCCCGGACCGGAGAGUUUGAUCUGGAAUCUAUUCUGUUCCUGAAGCUCAGAGGUCUUGGGAUCUAUGAUCUAGGCUGUAUCGGGGAGUGUGUCAAUCUGGAGAGACUGGAUCUGUCUGGUAACAACAUCACUAACCUGGGUCCUCUCUCCUCUCUGAGACUACUAAAGAUUCUCAAUGUGUCAGCCAACAGGAUCUCUAACUUAGAAGCCAUUUCCAUCUGUGAUGGUUUACAGAGCCUAAAUGUGGCUGGGAACCUCAUAUCCAGCAUUGACAACAUCCACUGCCUUCAGUCGUUGAGGAAGCUGGAGAAUAUUCGCCUGAAAGACAACACCUAUAACUACACCAACCCAGUCUGUAAGAACUCAUCGUACAAAAACAUUCUGCUGGAGAUGUUCCCUAACAUCAGAGUGUUGGAUGGUGAAAGAGUGGUUGGACGUGGGAGCGAUUUAUAUCAAUUAUGCAAAGACAUUGAUGAAACUAUCAAAGAUGGUUUCUAUAGGAAUGGCCAGCUACCAGAGCUGCCUGACUGUAAGCCCUGGGUCGACAACGACUUCUGGGAGAUCAAGAGAUCCAACAACGCCAUUAUAGACGAGGCCUACAAACAAUUCAAUGAUGUGCUUCAUGAAUGCAGACUGCUAAACAACAGAGCAGCACAUGUGAUCUCACAGACAGAGAGAUCUCUGAGCCUCAAGAACCAGCCAAAGCAGUAUGCUGUUUAAAAUACAGUUUAAAAUGGGCACUAAAGCAGUACGCUGUUUAAAAAACAGUUUAAAAUGGGCACUAAAGCAGUACGCUGUUUAAAUGCUGUUUAAAAUGGGCACUAAAGCAGUACGCUGUUUAAAUGCUGUUUAAAAUGGGCACUAAAGCAGUACGCUGUUUAAAUGCUGUUUAAAAUGGGCACUAAAGCAAUACGCUGUUUAAAUGCUGUUUAAAAUGGGCACUAAAGCAGUACGCUGUUUAAAUGCUGUUUAAAAUGGGCACUAAAGCUGUACGCUAUUUAAAUGCUGUUUACAACAGGCAACAUUGAUUGUGAAGUGUGUUUGUGAUAUGUGUUACUUACAUGAAGCAAUGUCAUGGCUUCAUGUAUAGUUGUGUUUGUAUUAAAGAUGUUGUUUUAUAUCUGA
Coregonus clupeaformis (lake whitefish) is the source of this 1445-nucleotide messenger RNA. RefSeq names its product leucine-rich repeat-containing protein 61. The transcript has 9 exons. Bases 249 to 1040 code for a protein of 263 amino acids. Gene Ontology annotation, cellular component: cytoplasm. The record is from RefSeq and is a predicted model, not a curated record. Gene Ontology annotation, biological process: outer dynein arm assembly. Gene Ontology annotation, molecular function: protein binding. NCBI's taxonomy places the organism in Eukaryota, Metazoa, Chordata, Actinopteri, Salmoniformes, Salmonidae.